Messenger RNA from Aspergillus saccharolyticus JOP 1030-1, 1356 nucleotides. Its product is annotated as inositol monophosphatase family protein. The coding region runs from base 195 to 1193 and encodes 332 amino acids. Gene Ontology annotation, biological process: inositol metabolic process; phosphatidylinositol phosphate biosynthetic process; signal transduction. Lineage: Eukaryota; Fungi; Ascomycota; Eurotiomycetes; Eurotiales; Aspergillaceae. Gene Ontology annotation, molecular function: inositol monophosphate 1-phosphatase activity. The record is from RefSeq and is a predicted model, not a curated record. The transcript has 6 exons.
UCCGAGCUUGCGCCCUCCUCAUCUCAGGGUCUGACUCUUACUGCAGCCUUUUCUUUCUCUCUUUCAAAUUCCACAUUGUCUAGACUAUAGAUUAGAAAGACUUUUGGCGAAAUUGCAGCAAAUCAAGCGAAAUCACAACGGUGCCUCAGUGACAAACCUUCUACCCCGCACAUCACCCGCACAUCCAUCCAACCAUGGCAGCCACCGAGUUCAGCCAGGAACAACUGGACGAGAUAUACGCUUUCGCAGUGGACUUGGGUCGCAGGGCCGGCCAGCUUCUGCUCGAGAGUGUCGAGAAGCGACUCGACGGCGGCAGCCAGGCGAUCGAAGAGAAAGACAGCGCCGUCGACAUCGUGACUCAGACGGACGAAGAUGUCGAAGCAUUCAUCAAGGCCUCCAUCCAAGACAGAUACCCCUCGCACAAAUUCAUCGGAGAAGAGACAUAUGCUAAGGGCCAGUCCCGCGAGUAUCUGAUCGACGAGCAGCCAACAUGGUGUAUCGACCCUUUGGAUGGAACGGUCAACUUCACCCACAUCUUCCCCAUGUUCUGCGUCUCCAUCGGCUUCAUCGUCAACCACCGGCCGGUGAUCGGCGUCAUCUACGCCCCCUUCCAGGAUCAAUUGUUCUCGUCCUGUAUCAAUCGCGGCGCCUGGCUGAACGAGAAGCGCCGUCUCCCCCUCAUCCACAAGCCCUCCAUCCCGCCCAUGCCGCCCACCGCCCCGGGCAAAUGCAUCCUCUCGUGCGAAUGGGGCAAGGACCGCCGCGACAUCCCCGACGGGAACAUGUACCGCAAGAUCGAGAGCUUUCUGAACCUGGCGGCCGAGACCGGCAGUCGCGGCGGCAAGGGAGGCAUGGUGCACGGGGUGCGUAGUCUGGGCAGCGCCACCCUGGAUCUCGCCUACACGGCGAUGGGGUCGUUUGAUAUCUGGUGGGAGGGGGGUUGUUGGGAGUGGGAUGUGGCUGCGGGUAUUGCCAUUCUACUCGAGGCAGGCGGGUUGGUCACGACGGCCAACCCCCCGGAGGACCCCGACACGGCUCCUAUCGAGGACGUCAAGCUGGGAAGUCGGCUGUAUCUUGGUAUCAGACCUGCUGGUCCGUCGGACACCGAGACUGGCCGUCAGUCGCAGGAGCGGACCGUGCGCGAAGUAUGGAAGCGCGUGCGUCAACUGGACUUUGCCCGCCCCGGGGCUUGACCAUGCAUCGGUACACAUCAGUACUAGCCAUAAAGUAAACAUAGCUACCUACUGGUCUACUCAACUAUCUAUCGAUGGUGGCACGACUCAUGCUAGAAGGAAGUAUAUAUACAAUUCAUCUAUUCCUUUUCAGAUAUUCUGUAACAACAAGCAAGGCUCCGAG